Cutaneotrichosporon oleaginosum is the source of this 1420-nucleotide messenger RNA. RefSeq lists its product as uncharacterized. NCBI's taxonomy places the organism in Eukaryota, Fungi, Basidiomycota, Tremellomycetes, Trichosporonales, Trichosporonaceae. The record is from RefSeq and is a predicted model, not a curated record. Gene Ontology annotation, biological process: C-terminal protein methylation. Gene Ontology annotation, molecular function: protein C-terminal leucine carboxyl O-methyltransferase activity.
GUCACCGCAGCAUGCGGAUUACGCACUCAGAAUACACGAGUUGGGCGGACGAGCGGCCACGUGGUAAGCCGGGGACCCCGCUGAGGAUUGAGGAUCGAGCUCGAUCAUCGAUCUCUUGAUGCUGUCCUCUCGCUCGUCCAUCCCCUGUCCUGGUCACUCACCAUGCUCCCACCCCCUCCCCCCUCCCGAGCACCUCGAGGCGCGCCCACACAUCCCGACGACGCCAUCCGCUCGACGGACGACGACGCAGCCGUCUCGCGGAUGUGAGUCAGCCCUCCGUCCAAGCUCACGCAGCUCGGCCGUGCAGCUCGGAUACCUCGCGGACCCCUUCGCGUCGCUGGUGUACAAGCUCCCGAGCUUCGGGGGCGGGAGCGCGCGCAAAGCCCCGCUGAUCAACGUGGGGACGCACCACCGCACCGCGGCGCUCGACGCCGUCGUCGACAGCUUCCUGGCGUCGGCGGGCGGCGAAGCGCAGAUCAUCUCGCUGGGCGCUGGCAGCGACACGCGUUUCUGGCGAUUACACAGCCGGGACGCGAGCAUCGCGCGAUACGUCGAAGUCGACUUUCCGCACCUCACGGCGCUGAAGGCGCAGCGCAUCGCGCGGAACCGGCAGCUCAGCGCUGCGCUCGGCUCCACGUCUUCCCCAUCUCCCUCCUCGCCCUACACGGUCUCGCACGGCGGCGCGGCCCUUACUGCCGCACAGUAUGCGCUGGUCCCGUUGGACCUGCGGGCGCCCGGGGCGCUCGACGCCCUCACGCCGCUGCUCGACGCCUCGCGGCCCACGCUCCUCCUCGCCGAAUGCGUGUUCUGCUACAUGUCGGAAGAGGAGUCGCGGCGCGUCAUCCAGUGGUUCGGGACGACGUUUGCGCACGCCGCCGCAGCAGUGUAUGAGAUGGUGGGGCUCGACGACGCGUUCGGGCGCGUCAUGCACCGUAACCUCGCGCAGCGGAAUCUCUCGUUGCCCGGCGCGGUGUUCGCGUCGCCUCAAGCCCAAGCGGAUCGGUUUACGGACACGCGCCUCGGCGCGGGCGCGUUUACGCACGCCGGCGCUAAGAGCUUGUGGGACGUGCGCGGCGGCUUGCCACGCGCAGAGCUUGCGCGGUGAGUUUGCCGUCGGCAAGCUCGAGAUUCUGGACGAGAUCGAAGAGCUGCGGCUCGUGCUCUCGCACUAUUGUGUCGCGUGGGCGAGCAAGGGCAUCGACGGUGUGGGGUUAGUGUAGGACAUGCAUAUAGCUAGAGAUACUCCGCGACCACGACUGCGCACCCGAGCCCGAAGACAAAGAGGCACGCGUCGGCGUAUGUCUGCCCCACGACGCCGAGAUACUUGGACCCGAGGACGACGGCGCGCUGCACCGCCGGCGGGAGGAUCGGGAGCGCGUUGGCGAGGAGAGGGUGCAGGCGCGCCUGCGGGCGGACGACG